AACCGAAGAAGAAGAAACGGCGCCUUCAGCCCAGUGCGAGCCUCCCAGUGGCGUCCCAGCCCAGUGCGAGCCUCCCAGUGGCGUCCCAGCCCAGUGCGAGCCUCCCAGUGGCGUCGCAGCCCUCAGGGGAGCGUGUUUGCGUCUCGGGGCUCCUGCAGCAUGUGUGGAUCAGUUUAAUCCUCAUGUUCUCUGCAGGUGUGAGGAUCAGCGCUCGGAGACUGAACCACGCAAGAUACUUCUGUUCCCGCAGCCAUGCCGCGAUGCCGUGCUCAGGAGUGACGGACGACGCCUCGGUGUCUCCUGUGAAGCGGAGCCGGGCUGAGGGGAGGACUGGAAGCGGCGGCAGCAUCGUGCUGAAGUUCGCUAAGCUGUCCGCGCACGCCACGACUCCGAGCCGAGGCUCUGCUAAAGCCGCCGGCUUCGACCUGUACAGUGCAUAUGAUUACUCCAUUGCUCCAAUGGACAAAGUCAUAGUGAAGACGGACAUCCAGAUCGCCGUUCCUGCAGGGUGUUACGGCCGAGUGGCUCCUCGCUCUGGUCUGGCAGUGAAACACUUUAUAGAUGUUGGAGCUGGUGUGGUGGAUGAGGACUACAGAGGAAACGUCGGCGUUGUUCUGUUCAACUUUGGCAAGGAGACGUUUGAAGUGAAAAAAGGAGACAGAGUGGCUCAGCUAGUGUGUGAGCGGAUCUGCUAUCCUGAGCUACAGGAGCUCGAGACGCUGGAUGAAACCGAGAGGGGCGAUGGGGGAUUCGGCUCCACAGGGAGGAACUGAAACUGCUGCUCUUCGUUAAUUUAAAGAGAGAUAUGUACAUGUGUAACUUUCUUUUUGUUCUGGAUGUGUUUGGUGCUGAUGUAUUAUCUUGCAGGAGGCCACUAGGUGGUGCUGUUAUUGGGUCUAAGCUUGCAAAUGAAGUUCUAAGAAAUGUUACUCUUCAUGUCAUUUAGUGACUGUAAUGUUAAAUAUUUGGUUUAGAAUCCAGAUUUCUCUGGAACCUGUAAUCGAUGUUGAUCAGGUGAAGGCGCUGUUGUGUAAUAAAGAGAACAUGUCUCUCUGAAGUGAAA
Messenger RNA from Neoarius graeffei (lesser salmon catfish), 1063 nucleotides. It is a transcript of the gene dut, whose product is annotated as deoxyuridine triphosphatase. The transcript has 7 exons. Gene Ontology annotation, molecular function: magnesium ion binding; dUTP diphosphatase activity. Gene Ontology annotation, biological process: dUMP biosynthetic process; dUTP catabolic process. The coding region runs from base 183 to 773 and encodes 196 amino acids. The record is from RefSeq and is a predicted model, not a curated record. NCBI's taxonomy places the organism in Eukaryota, Metazoa, Chordata, Actinopteri, Siluriformes, Ariidae.